Penicillium malachiteum is the source of this 1143-nucleotide messenger RNA. RefSeq names its product ornithine carbamoyltransferase (gene argB). The record is from RefSeq and is a predicted model, not a curated record. Gene Ontology annotation, biological process: L-citrulline biosynthetic process. The transcript has a single exon. NCBI's taxonomy places the organism in Eukaryota, Fungi, Ascomycota, Eurotiomycetes, Eurotiales, Aspergillaceae. The coding region runs from base 1 to 1143 and encodes 380 amino acids. Gene Ontology annotation, molecular function: amino acid binding; ornithine carbamoyltransferase activity. Gene Ontology annotation, cellular component: mitochondrion.
AUGGCUAGCGGUCUCAAAACUGCCACCCGUUAUGGCGCCCAAAGUGUAACUCAAUUCGCCGGCUCCACCUCUUCCCUUCGUCGAACAUUCCAGGCUAAUGGACUCCGACGAUUUGCCCACCAGACACAAACCACACCCCCUACCUCUCCCUUCGCUCCUCGUCACCUUCUGUCAAUUGCAGACUUGACUCCAGCUGAGUUCGCCACUCUGGUUCGCAAUGCCGCCUCUCACAAGCAAGCUAUCAAGUCCGGAGCUAUUCCUACAAGUCUCCUGGGCUCUAUGUCUGGCAAGACCGUUGCCAUGAUGUUCAACAAGCGAAGUACUCGUACUCGCAUUUCUACAGAAGCUGCUACCGUUCAAAUGGGUGGUCACCCCAUGUUCUUGGGCAAGGAUGAUAUCCAGCUUGGCGUUAACGAGUCCCUUUACGAUACCUCCGUUGUUAUUUCUUCAAUGGUUUCCUGCAUUGUUGCGCGUGUUGCCAAGCACUCUGACGUCGCAGAUCUGGCUAAGCACUCCACCGUUCCUGUUAUCAAUGCGCUCUGCGACUCUUUCCACCCUCUCCAGAUUAUCGCCGAUUUCUUGACGAUCUACGAGUCUUUCACACCAAAGGCCCACGGCCUUUCUAGCUUGGGCUUGGAGGGCCUUAAGAUUGCCUGGAUUGGUGACGCCAACAACGUUCUCUUUGAUUUGGCUAUCGGUGCUACCAAGAUGGGUGUUGAUGUCGCUGUUGCUACACCCAAGGGCUACGAGAUCCCCGCCGAUAUGCUCAAGAUCAUCCAAAACGCUGGUGAGGGUGUUCCCUCUGCCGGUAAGCUUACUCAGACCAAUGUCCCUGAGGAGGCUGUCAAGGACGCCGACAUCCUGGUCACUGAUACCUGGGUUUCAAUGGGUCAGGAGGAGGAAGCUAAGAAGCGCAUGAAGGCCUUCGAGGGAUUCCAGAUCACUGCUGAUCUGGCUAAGCGUGGUGGUGCCAAGGAGGGUUGGAAGUUCAUGCACUGCCUGCCCCGUCACCCUGAGGAGGUUAGUGAUGAGGUUUUCUACAGCCCCCGCUCUCUUGUGUUCCCCGAGGCGGAGAACCGUCUCUGGGCGGCUAUCUCGGCUCUUGAAGGCUUCGUUGUGAAGAAGGGCAAAAUUGUGGAGUAA